GGGCCGGAAGGAAGAAAGUGUGAAUUCACGAAAUUCGUUGCUUGAUGAUAACCGGAAUUUGCUUUGCAGAUUAAGUGGGAAAUACGGGGCAAUGGCGUGAUGUUAAUAAGGCCCGAAAAUUGGGUUUAUUACCCGUGAUGUUUGCACAUCAUCGUUAUCAGUAUUGCGGAAACUGUGCACGUUGGCGCGCUGCCCUUGCAAAACGAAAGGAACCGUUUGGCCAACGGUGCUGCACCGCGUGAGGAUGAUUUUUAGUUUUUAUUGUUAGGAGGUGGUGUUUAGCCAGAGGACAGAGAGAAUUGCUCCAUAUACUUGAGAGCGAUAGGGGCCGUGGAUGAUGCAUCCACUCGAUCCGAGGGGAAGACCAGUGAAUUCAUUCAUAUUUUUUUUGCCUAAGAGUGUUUGUGAUAAUCUGCAGAAAACAUCGAGAAGAAACGUAGUCCAUAAAACAGUAAAACGAAGCAGGAUUAGGGCUAGUUCCUAGAAAUGAACCAUUUUUGCAACGGUCAAAUACAAAAUAAACGGUCAUUUAGUUAGUGACGCGUAUUUAGACAUAACUUAUCUUUCAAAAGAGCAUAUAUUUUACUUUUAAUUUUGAAUCAUGUUCAGUAAAUCAUUUCACUGAAAUGAUGCCGCGCUUUGCAUUUAGAAUUGUGAAUGAAAUUUGAAUUUGAAAAUGUAGUUAUCUUGCGCAGAAAUCUUUGCAUAUACAAACCUUGGCUCACAAAAAGUUGUUUACAAAAGGUGAACUGUCAAAACAAGCAAGGACGCCAAUCUCCACCAUACCAUCAGGAAAAAGAAAAAAGGAUAAACAUCAAUUGCUCCCCAGUGAUAUGUUCGAACGUUAUCUCACAGCCCUUCAGUAUCCUCGCGUAGGACAGCUAAAUAUCGAUGAUCCGAAGGAUUUCCGCUGCUUCAUGAUGUGGCUGGAGGAUCAGAAGAUUCGCUUCCUGCCGAUCGAAGAGCGGGAACCGCUGCGGAAGGUAAACGCACCGGACGAGUGGAACCGGGCGUACGAAAAGUACAAGAAAGACAUCAAGGUGCCGGAGCACCUGAAGUCGAAGCAGGAGCAGGUAACGUGGCUGCUGCUGUACGCGAUCCGGCUCGAGUACACGGACAACGCGGACCAGUACCGCGCGCUGACCGGUGCGCGCAAGCUGCAGCAAGAGUCGCAGAAAACGACCGUCCCGGAGGUACAGUCGGCGAACCCGUUCGACAGCUUUGACUUUACCAGCGCGGACUUUGAGGAGGGCUCGUGGAAGCUGGCCGAGCGGCUGGGAAUCGCCUACCAUCCGGAUCAUCUCGUGUCGCUGCGUGCGGCCGCCAAAGUUAUCAGCGGUGCGUACAACAGGGAAGCGCUGAAGGAGCGUCCCAUCACCGGGCAGCCGUUCCCGAUCGAGCAGGGCAGCGGGAUGGGCCUAGAAGCCGACGAGGAGCUGGAGCAGUGCGCAAGGAUAAUGCGCCUGCUGCAGAUUCAAAACAUUCGCACGCUGCAGACAACGAUCAACGAAACGAUCGUGGCGGUGCAGAAUGUGACGGCCGAUCCGCGCACCGACACGAAGCUGGGGAAGGAAUUUCGCUCGCUGAUCUCAUGGCUGGAGGACCAGAAGAUACGCCACUACACGAUCGAAAACCGGGAGCAGCUGAAGCAGCUCGGCUCGGUUGACGUGUGGGACGCGGCGUACGACAAGUACAAGACCGAUGUCGGUCUGCCGUACGAGCUGGCCACGCGCCAGGAGCAGCUGACCUGGCUGCUGCUGCACGCCGUCCGGCUCGAGUACUCGGACAACGUGGACACGUACCGGCCGCUGAGCGGGGCGCGCAAGGCGGAGGCCGAGCAGAAGAAAGCGACCGCGCCGGAGGUGAAGUCGACCAACCCGUUCGACAGUCUCGACUUCACCAACGCCCAGUUCGAGGAGGGUGCGCGCAAACUGGCCGACCGGCUCGGCAUAGCCUACCAUCCGGACCAUCUGGUGUCGCUGCGGGCGGCCGGCCGCGUCAUUCACGACUGUCUGAACCGGGAAGCGCUGAAGGAGCCGCUCAUCACCGGGCAACCGUACGUUGGGGUUGGGGCCGCCGCCGUCGGCAGUAAUGGAACGCCGGCUGGCAAACCGCCGACGCCCGCGCCCACCGAACGGGAGGUGGAAAAGGCCGCCCAGAUACUGCGGUUGCUGCAGAUACGGAACAUGCGCUCGCUGCAGACGACGAUAAACGAGACGAUCGUGGCGGUGCAGAACGUGACCGCCGAUCCGAAGACGGACUCGGCGCUGGGGAAGGUGGGCGUGUAGUGGGCAGCGGGAAGCAAUACUUGUGAUACGUACAACUGCGUACAUACUUAAACUAUGUUAUUAAUUAAUAAAACUCCGGUCAAUCAUUGUUUCUAUUUAAUGGAAA
This is a messenger RNA of Anopheles arabiensis, 2394 nucleotides long. RefSeq lists its product as uncharacterized. The record is from RefSeq and is a predicted model, not a curated record. Gene Ontology annotation, molecular function: RNA binding. Gene Ontology annotation, cellular component: tRNA-splicing ligase complex. The coding region runs from base 834 to 2288 and encodes 484 amino acids. NCBI's taxonomy places the organism in Eukaryota, Metazoa, Arthropoda, Insecta, Diptera, Culicidae. Gene Ontology annotation, biological process: tRNA splicing, via endonucleolytic cleavage and ligation. The transcript has 3 exons.